Molecule: messenger RNA, 4982 nt
Organism: Hyla sarda
Lineage: Eukaryota; Metazoa; Chordata; Amphibia; Anura; Hylidae
Product: rho GTPase-activating protein 20-like
Exons: 15
Coding region: 303-3755 (1150 amino acids)
Biological process (GO): signal transduction; regulation of Rho protein signal transduction
Molecular function (GO): GTPase activator activity
Source: RefSeq, a predicted model, not a curated record
UCAUACAGAUCCACACUGUGAGCUCUCUCUCUCCCAGCAGCAGCUCAGACCUGCCCGAAAUGCCCCAUGCUCCGCACGCCUGCGGUGUUCCCUCGAAACUGUGCACUCUGGAGAGAAAAGAGUUAAAAAAAAAAAAGAGAGAGAGAGAGCAUUCUAAUGAGGCCGUAAAGCAGCAAUUCUUUUUUUUUUUUUUUUUUUUAACACUAUCAUUUCCAGAGCGGCGUCAAUGAAGCGGUCCCAGAUCCCCCUGCCGACCUCCCGGGCAUGAGGGACCGAUUGCGGGAUUAUUUGGAAAUAUCUUAAUGGAAGCGAUGUCGCCUCAGCAGGACAAUGUGGGACAACAGCCUCGGUCUUCAUCCUUGACGGCGGAGCCCAAAAUAUCCGGGGGCACCGAGAACCGAAAGAAAAUGAAGAGCUUGGCACAAAGACGUCAAUCGGCUCCAUCGCUUGUGUUAAGCAAAGCCCUCAAUAAGUCAAGGACCACUACCAAGGACAGUUGUUUCUCGCCUGUGAGUCCUGAAUCAUGUCCUCUUGUCCAAGCCUUUGUCUGUCCCAGCCGAUCAUUCAUAAUGCACAGCCAUGUUCAACUAAAGACCGGCCUGCAGACCCAGGAGCGCCAUCUCUUCCUCUUCACCGAUAUCCUUAUCAUUGCCAAGUCAAAGUCUCCAUCUCACUAUAAACUGAAGCACCAUGUACGGGUGAGCGAGAUGUGGACAGCUUCUUGCAUGGAGGAAGUCUGUGAGGGCAGCACUUACCCCGAGAGGUCCUUUGUCAUGGGCUGGCCAAUCACCAACUGUGUCGCCACCUUCAGCACUCCAGAGGAGAAGGACAAAUGGAUCCAGCUUUUUGAAAGAUAUAUCAAAGAUGAGAAGGAAAAUGACCACCCUAAAGUCAUCCCUCUGAAGAUCAUUACAAAGGAUAUUGGGAACUGUGCCUAUUCAAAAACUCUGACCGUGACCAACGAAGAGACCGUGAUCGAUGUCAUUAAAGUGGCCUUGCAGCAAUUUGGUGUGGAGGGCUCAGAGACAGAUUACCAGUUGUGGGUCACCUCGGGCAAAGAUGAUGCGCCUUAUCCUCUUAUUGGACACGAAUAUCCGUAUGGGAUUAAAAUGAGUCAUAUUCGUGAUGCUUUGCUCCAACUCCAGGGGGCGAAAGACUCUAUAAACCUGGAGGGGCCUUUCGUGAUGGAGCAGCUGCCCCGGGAGAUGCAGUGUCAGUUCAUCCUGAAGCCCAGCCGCCUGGCCAUAUGUCAGCAGCUCGCCGAUCCGAGCCAGAAGCCCUUUAAAAGGAAGCUCUCUAUCAUAAACUGGACCUUCUGGCGCGGUUCGAACUCUCUGCUGGAUAAUAUCCCUCUUUCUCCAACCUCUUCGACUCCUGGAAAGCUCUUUGGUCUUUCCUUGCCAGCCAUAUGUGAGAAUGACAACCUGCCCAAAGCUGUCAUGGAUAUGUUAUCUGUCCUCUGCCAAGAUGGACCAUUCACAAGAGGCAUCUUUAGACGGUCGGCUAACGUGAAAUCCUGCAAAGAGAUGAAGGAAAGGCUCAACUCUGGAUUCCAUGUGGACUUCGCCUGUGAAUCUAUUUUUGUCAUAGCCUCUGUGUUCAAGGAUUUCCUCCGUAAUAUUCCCGGCAGUGUCUUUUCAUCUAAACUCUGUGACAAAUGGGUUUCUGUGCUGGAUCAAGGAAGUCAAGCGGAGAAAAUAAAAGCUGUGAAGAAACUACUGGAGAAGCUUCCACAGGUGAACAUCACACUGCUGCGCUACUUGUUCGGAGUAUUGCAUUGUAUCGAGCAGCGUUCUGAACACAACCAAAUGACGGCCUUCAAUCUUGCCGUGUGUAUCUCUCCUAGUCUUCUGUGGCUGCCCAACCCUUCCAGCCCAGAGGCCGAGAGUGAAUUCACAAGAAAGGUAUCGGUGCUCGUGCAGUUCCUAAUAGAGAAUUACUGCUUGGUUUUCGGAGAUGACAUUUCAUUGUUGUAUGCCAACUUGUCAGCGAAGGAUGAUAACAGAGAGGAUAACUCAGAUAUUUGUUCUUUCAAGCAUAUUGACUCCUCCUAUGACAGCCUGGAGAAUGAACUUAAUGAUGAUGGAGACUCGCCAUACAGCGGUCUGCCCACAAGGAGGAGCCAUGACAACAGGAGCAGAGAUUCUGUUCUGACGCUCAGCGAUUGUGAUCUGGAUCACGUCUACAAUGAAGAGAACCAGACCUAUAGGUCUCCUCAUACACGACCCGUAAAGAUGUCAGCAAUGUCUCAUCAUCGGACAGUAUUACAUGAGCAGUCUGAGGAGGACUCUUUGUGCUCUAAUACUUCUGGGUACUCCUCUACCACCGAUGUGAGGCGGCACCGACGAUGUUCAGAACCAGCUAUUGGAAUCUUGGCAUCGAGGUUCAGCCAACUCAAUGAGUCUCCACAUGAGAACAACUCAAGCUGUGAUGCCCUUCUCUCCCAGUCAGCUGAUGACUAUCUCAAACAGCAUCACUAUCUUCAAGUCGAAGGCCAAAAACUUAUAAAUCGUAGUUUGACUUUGGGUAUAGAUGUCAGUAAAAAUGUUAAUAAAAAGCAGACAGGUGACAAAAAAAGCACUCCCAAUAGACUCAUGCCACCCAAUGCUUUGAGACUAAACAUUUGCUCUCGUACUAGUUGUUCCAGCUUGUCUUCUCCUGCGACAUCUCCUUCAGGAUCUUCAUUGAGUUCUCUGGACAGUGCUUUUUCUCAGUUCUCAGACUAUUCAGUGAUAAACGCAAAUGAAGUGCCUUCACCCUUGGAUUGCACGUUACGGCAAAACAAAAAGCAUGUAGAGCUCAGUUCAGAUUUCCUUGGAGGACAUUCCUUUUCAGGAUUUGUGGUGGCUGAAGAGGACAAACAGCCUUAUAACAGCACCGCAUUUAUUACUGGAAAAAAUAGCCGAUCUGCUGUAAAAAUCUCAAAAAAGAUGGACAAGCACGAGGACAGGAAAAUACAAGAAGUUUCAGAAAGAUCUUUGUUUAGGGAACACGUCCCUGUGCCAAACUCAGAGUGUGAAGCCAAACACCCUGUUACAGGACUUCUACCUAGAGAGUAUAAGGAGGAGGAUCUUCGAAGUACCACCUCUAAAUAUGGUGAGGAAGUAAGUAGUCGUAAGCUUGUAUAUUCAGGAGACAAAGUUGUCCUUGAUAGAAAUGGGAAUGGCAACAACGGGGUGGAUUGUAGUUCCUUUAUAUUCCCAUCUCCCGUCUCCAUCAACAUUGAAAUAUCUCCGCACACCCAAGACAGCACACAGUUGCCGCAAACACUUUUUCUCGGUCACAAUAUUUCAUUGUUUAGCCACAGGAACCGUAGAAAAUCCACCAAUUCUUGCAGCUUAGAGGAGCCUGUGCUUCUCAAUUCGAGCCUGAAAUCUUCUAGUGAACAUUCGAUCCACCAGCCAGAAGAGGACCUGUCUCGCACAAAAGAUGACACCAUCAAAACCUCACUCGGCAGGGAUAUCGGCAUCCGCAUGGCCAGUUUUAAGAAGAAUAAAGUGCUACCUUCCAACGUGGACACUGGAAUUAGGAUUGCAAAUUGUGACUUGGAGAAAAACUUUUGUGUGUCUCCAAAGCCAAGCGCCAAUACCGGAGACUUCUUCCUCCAGUCUGACCUACAUAAACAGAAUAAAAACCCACAAGAAUAUGACAAUCCCAUCCUCAAGGGUAGCCGAGAAUGGCACACAAAGGGUUGUAGUGACCCGAAAUUUGAAGACAUUGACCAAAGAUUUUUUGCAGAAGAAUCCUAUGUAUAGGGUUCAGUUUGGAAAACCCAGUCAUCCUUCUUCAGUGGCCCUGACAUCCCAUUUGGUAUACAGACUAAUGGAUUUAUUCAUAUUUUAUGAAUCCGAUCGGACAAUGGAAAAGUCUCAUCUAUGUCUUAUUUAUGUGAAUGAGUGUAGUGUGUUUUUUUUAUUAAGAAAUAUUCAGUAUUUGACUUUCUUAGUAAACAAGGUGUUCAUGCAAGUGUUCCAUUUUAUUUCAUUUAACAAAAAAAAAUUGAUACUUAUUCCAGUGUAUGUAUGGGACCGGGUCUGCAUUGUGUUUUCUGAUUGGAAAUAAAGUUUAUUGGGGUACUCCACUGCCCCAGUGUUCAGAACAUUUUGUUCCGAAACGUUUGGUGCAGGCUGCGCCCCUCGUGACGUCACGUUCUCUUCAAUGCAAGUCUAUGGGAGGGGGAUGGCAGUCGGCACGCCCCCUUCCAUAGACUUGCAUCAAGGGGGCGUGGCAUGAUGUCACGAGGGAAGUGUCCACAGCCCACACCGCGUGUGGAGUACCCCUUUAAGGCUCCCUGUCUGUUGGUCUUUUACUUUAUAUUAUUAGGAUUGUAUACAGAACACUGUGCCCUAUAUACAGAUCAAAUUAGGCUUCCUAGGAAAUCCCAUUCUCCAAGAACAAAGUCCUAUUAUCAUGGUAUUGUUUUUCUAUUAUUAUAUAUUCUGUAAUAUACUGUAUUUUUAUAGCAGUCGGAGCUUGUUUUUCUCACAAAAGGUCCAAAUUCCCUGCAUAGACAUAUAUUUAUUUAAAGUGUAUGUCAUUUAAAAAAGGUCACAGGGAAACAUCAAAGUUUUAAUCAGUCAUGGUCUCGGUGCUGCGACCUCAUCGUUCAGGAGGACGAAUGGGCAGAAACGCGUGGUAGCGCACUUCACUCCCUGUCUCGCAGCCAUCUCUGGCCUGGGUCACUAUGAGCUGGGAGUUAAAUUGCGCUAUGGCUAUCACACGUUUCUCCCUGCUCGUCCUCCGCACUGAGACCUUGACUAAUCAAAACUUUUGACAUGUCCCUGUGACAUGUCAAAUUAGUUUUUUAAAUGACCGUAACAUGUAAAAUAAAACUAUUCUAGCUACCUGUAGCCUCCAAUAGAGGAAACCUAUUGCAUACUGUGCUAUUUAACACAGUAUGCAGUUUGCUUCCUCUAGUGGUGGCUGCAGAGAAUUUGUUUAAUUUAUUAAAGGGGUACUCCCGUGGAAAACUUUUUUUUUUU